Messenger RNA from Colletotrichum karsti, 1332 nucleotides. Its product is annotated as vacuolar membrane protein. NCBI's taxonomy places the organism in Eukaryota, Fungi, Ascomycota, Sordariomycetes, Glomerellales, Glomerellaceae. The transcript is spliced from 3 exons. The record is from RefSeq and is a predicted model, not a curated record. Bases 1 to 1332 code for a protein of 443 amino acids. Gene Ontology annotation, biological process: regulation of peptide transport.
AUGGCGCCGAGCGAGCCUAUCAUGCCCGCCGCGAUAGCACCCGAACACGAUCGCCAUGCGAGGAGGUCCUUCUCGAGCGCGGAUCGGCUGAGCGCAUCCGUUGCGUCUACCACGAGGUCGAGGUCGACGGUGCGCUCAUCGGGGCUGCAGGCGAAGCUGGGGCUGGCUGGAGUUGCGAGACGGACACUAGGAAUAUCUUUGUUGCUGGUGACGGUGUGCCUAUGGACGGUGUCCAACUUUCUUGCUUCGUACAUCUUCUCCGAUCAUUCUUACGACAAGGCCUUCUUCGUGGUGUAUAUGAACACCUCGGUGUUCGCGGUUUCGUUAAUACCAAUGCUGAUCAAGUUUCUCUGGCGGCACGGCAUUGAGGGACUACGGCGAGAGGCGAUGGUGGUAUGGAACGAGCAAAAACACGGCAAGCCAGGACUGAAGAUGGAGGGCGACGAGGAGGACGCCGUGGCUGGCGAACGAUUGCUCGUCGACGACGAACCGAGCUUGGAACGAGAGGGCUACGAGCUCAAGGUCGAGCAGCUGACGUUCCGGGAGACGGCCAUAAUCAGCCUCGAGUUCUCCCUGUUGUGGUUCUUCGCCAACUACUUCGCCUCGGCGUGCCUGGAGUACACCAGCGUGGGGAGCGUGACGAUUCUCAACUCGACGAGCAGCGUGUGGACGCUCAUAUUCUGCGCGCUGAUGAAGGUCGAGGGGUUCACGCUGCGCAAGUUCAUCGGUGUGCUGGCGUCGCUGACGGGCAUCGUGCUCAUCUCGUCCGUGGACCUCUCCGGGUCGAGCGACGAGAACCGCGGGUCGUUCCCGCAUAAGACCACGGCGCAGAUCGCGAUCGGGGACUUCAUGGCUCUGGUGAGCGCCCUCGUGUACGGUCUCUACGUGACUGUGAUGAAGCACCGGGUGGGCAACGAGGACCGGGUGAACAUGCCGCUGUUCUUUGGCCUGGUGGGCCUGUUCAACCUUGUGUGCCUCUGGCCGGUGUUUUUCAUCCUGCACUUCACUGGGCUUGAGCCGUUUGAACUGCCUCCCACGGGCAAGAUCUGGGCCAUUGUCAUCGGAAACUCGCUAUCUUCCUUCAUAAGCGACAUGUCCUGGGCGUACGCCAUGCUGCUCACCACGCCGUUAGUAGUGACAGUGGGCUUGUCACUGACGAUUCCCUUGUCACUCAUCGGCGAGAUGAUUCAAUACUCGCAAUACUCCAGCUGGGUAUACUGGGUAGGCGCGGCGGUUGUGCUCAUUUCGUUCUUGUUCAUCAAUCACGAAAGUCACGAAGACGAGUCGGACGGCAAGCCCUCCGAGGCAGGAUCCCGGGCAGCUCAUUUAUAG